Messenger RNA from Acaulospora morrowiae, 180 nucleotides. Lineage: Eukaryota; Fungi; Glomeromycota; Glomeromycetes; Diversisporales; Acaulosporaceae. The record is from the annotation of a GenBank genome assembly.
GUAAAGGCCGGAAAACGCACAGUAAUUACUGUAGCAUCUGCUCGAAGGUCUUUUCGUGUGACAGAUGACAGAAAUGCUGUCGUUAUUAAUGACAUGUUCUUCAGAGAUAAAGUCCUAAUGAUGCGUUUCCAGAGGUUUGCAACUGAUAUUCUUAAAGACGGAGCCUAUCUCGCCUUAUGA